AAGGAACUCCAAUCACAACGCCGUCAUUCUACGCUUCGGAAAAUGUCUUAUCAGAUCAAGCCAUACAUCACAUAUUUCGUUCAUCAUUACCAAAUACUCAAAUACCAUUAUUAAAAGAACGAAUUGAGUGCAUUAGAGAAGCUGGAAAAGUAUUAACUACAAAGUUUGAUGGAAGUUUUAUUAAUUGUAUCAAAGCAUCAAAUAAAUCUUGUUUAAAUCUAUUGAAAAUUAUCAUUGAUAAUUUUCCAUGUUUUAGAGACGAAAUAAUGUUUCUUGGCGAAAGAGUGUGUUUUUAUAAAAGGGCACAGAUAUUAAUCGCAGAUAUUUGGGCAUGUUUUGAAGGAAAAGGAUAUGGUGAGUUCAAGGACAUUGAUGAGAUUACGAUGUUUGCAGAUUAUAGAGUUCCUCAAGCGUUGCACCAUUUGGGAGCUAUAAAAUAUUCCGAUAAUAAAUCUUUUGAAUUUAACGGCUAUACCUAUACAAGCAUUCG
This is a messenger RNA of Racocetra persica, 490 nucleotides long. NCBI's taxonomy places the organism in Eukaryota, Fungi, Glomeromycota, Glomeromycetes, Diversisporales, Gigasporaceae. The record is from the annotation of a GenBank genome assembly.